Diceros bicornis minor is the source of this 2656-nucleotide messenger RNA. RefSeq names its product SDS3 homolog, SIN3A corepressor complex component (gene SUDS3). Gene Ontology annotation, biological process: negative regulation of transcription by RNA polymerase II. Gene Ontology annotation, molecular function: histone deacetylase binding. The transcript is spliced from 12 exons. Gene Ontology annotation, cellular component: Sin3-type complex. The record is from RefSeq and is a predicted model, not a curated record. Bases 127 to 1113 code for a protein of 328 amino acids. Lineage: Eukaryota; Metazoa; Chordata; Mammalia; Perissodactyla; Rhinocerotidae.
AGGGGUCGCCGCGGCUCCCGCUCCUCGAGUUGGCGGCUGCCCCGGGCGCUGCUAGGCGGACGUCGAGUCCGCAGGGCAGGUGGCCGCGGUCGCCCGGCGGCACGCUCAGCUGCGGUCAGAGGCGACAUGAGUGCCGCGGGGCUGUUGGCUCCGGCGCCGGCCCCGGCGGGAGCGCCGCCGGCCCCGGAGUACUACCCCGAGGAGGACGAGGAGCUGGAGAGCGCCGAGGACGACGAGCGCAGCUGCCGGGGCCGCGAGUCGGACGAAGACACUGAGGAUGCUAGUGAGACUGACCUGGCAAAGCAUGAUGAAGAAGACUAUGUAGAAAUGAAGGAACAAAUGUAUCAGGAUAAACUGGCUUCUCUCAAGAGACAGUUGCAGCAGCUGCAGGAAGGUACGUUACAGGAAUAUCAAAAGAGGAUGAAAAAACUAGAUCAGCAGUACAAAGAGAGGAUACGAAAUGCAGAACUCUUCCUCCAGCUGGAAACUGAACAAGUGGAAAGAAAUUACAUUAAAGAAAAGAAGGCAGCAGUGAAAGAAUUUGAAGAUAAGAAGGUUGAGCUGAAAGAGAACCUGAUUGCUGAGCUAGAAGAAAAGAAGAAAAUGAUUGAAAAUGAAAAGCUAACGAUGGAACUGACUGGAGAUUCUAUGGAAGUGAAACCCAUCAUGACCAGAAAGUUGCGGAGGCGACCAAAUGAUCCUGUCCCCAUCCCAGACAAGAGGAGAAAACCUGCUCCUGCCCAGCUAAACUAUUUAUUAACAGAUGAACAGAUCAUGGAGGAUCUGAGAACGUUAAAUAAGCUUAAGUCACCCAAGAGACCAGCGUCCCCAUCUUCUCCUGAACAUUUGCCUGCCACACCUGCAGAGUCUCCAGCCCAGAGAUUUGAAGCUCGGAUAGAAGAUGGCAAACUGUACUAUGAUAAAAGAUGGUACCACAAGAGCCAAGCCAUCUAUCUGGAGUCAAAGGACAACCAGAAACUGAGCUGUGUGAUCAGCUCUGUGGGAGCCAAUGAGAUCUGGGUGAGGAAGACAAGUGACAGCACCAAGAUGAGGAUUUACUUGGGCCAGCUGCAGCGCGGGCUCUUUGUGAUCCGCCGGAGGUCAGCGGCUUGACUUCUACAGUGUUCUUCUUCCCUUGACCCUUUUUUUGGAGUGGUGUUUUGUUUUGUUUUGUUUUGUUUUCUUCUUAACAAAGUUUUUAACUUGGGAAUUGCUUCUUGGCCUUGGAAAAUGGAGAACACUGUUGUGGAUUUUGCAAGGCACUUUUGUGGCCAGCCACUUCCAUCUUGGUGUCAUUCUUUCCUGCCUGGACUUCUUCCAGCCAUCAGUCACUACGAGACUGUUUUACUUUCAGGAGUGUCGAGAGUUUGCUUUACUUAUAUCUUUAUUUUUUGCUUAUACUUUGUCUUUUUUUAAGCCUCCUUUGAAGGGACAUCUCUGUUUAUUAAUUAUCUUUUGGUCUUUCUGCCUUGAAGAGGAGCAGGAAGGGAUGCACUCUACAAUGCAUUUUCAUGUUUUGAAUCUGAUUAGUGGAUCACGUAGCUACUUCCCUUGUCAAACCCAAUUCACUGUUUGCCCAGAAGCUUGGGGCAGAGGUCCUAGCAGAAGGAGAUUAAUUCUCCUGGCUCUCAGCCUUCUUGGAGAAAUAAAUGCCUUGUGUAACAUCUGGCAUAUGCCGUCCACUCCACUGGCUGAACGACAGAAAAAUUUGCCUGGCAGACUGUGUGCACUGAAAUAAAUGGGGUUGGGAGAGAGGGCAUCUCAUAUUCAUAAUGUGCUGAGGGUACCAUAUUUUGUUAUUUAAUGCAAGUGGUUUAUUCAAACACGUUUGUUCUAGCUCAGGCUGGAAGAAGAAGAGGUCAUUUCAGAAGUUUUCAUUUGUAGUUCAUUUCUCUCCCCUGCUCCCGAGUAGAUGAAGUGGGGCCUGCCACAGGCUGAUUAUCGGGGUUGUCUGUUGUAGGUGGGGAGGUGAGAUUGAUAGUGCAGUAAUCAGUGACCUGGAGACUCUCACUCAUAAUUCAAAUUGCGCUCUUGUUGCUUAUGCCGUUAUUGCACAUUGGCCAGUCCAAACCCAUGGAACCCUGUUGUCAGCACUCCCAGCCUCCCAGGGGACCUCCCUGGAGAUCUGGCCCAGGUUGGAGACAAAGAAAGCUCUGCCGUGGCUGCCACUAAAUCUCUACUCUUCCGAAUGAAUCCUGAUGAAACAGCCUUCCUUACACUCCCUGCUCCCUUUCCCUCAUUCCCGUAAUUAGAGAAAUGAUUCAUUGGAUGAUGGGGUUUUCUGUGUUCUAGUUGCCACCUUAAGAUGUUUAAAGGACUUGGGGUUUGAGCAACUGUUAGCAUCUCUGUGGAAAUACAGUAGACCUUACACAUCCCAGGAAAUCUUUGUAAGUAAUUCCCUUGGUCUAAAGUGAUUCUCCUCCUGUUGUCCCUUGAUGUACGCACCCCAAAGCAAGUUGGGGGGCUGUGAUGACAAGUAAAUCAGCUUCUCCUAAGUCCUGGCUUCAUCAGAGACCAAACCUUACUCGCUCAGAGUAAAGACUUGUAUAGAUAUGUUUUUGUGUUAAUUUAUAAUCCAUUUUUUCUCUCAUUUUUUUUCUGGUAUUGGAGUCUUAUUUAGAAAACAGGAUAAAGGAUGCUUGUUUAUUAAAAGUUG